This is a messenger RNA of Oncorhynchus gorbuscha (pink salmon), 1516 nucleotides long. Its product is annotated as solute carrier family 12 member 2-like. The transcript is spliced from 3 exons. The record is from RefSeq and is a predicted model, not a curated record. NCBI's taxonomy places the organism in Eukaryota, Metazoa, Chordata, Actinopteri, Salmoniformes, Salmonidae. Bases 542 to 1261 code for a protein of 239 amino acids.
UCUCGCGAGCUCUACCCCCCGUUUGGAACUCAUGCUACCAGUCAGUAUCUGAAUGCCUUACUGCAGUGUGUAUUGCAGCGAGGAUGCAAUGGGAGUCUAGGAGGAGUUGCACCAAGGUCAAUGCAGCAUCCACUCUAAAACAUAACACCGCGGAUUUGAUUCACGUUCGUACAAGUGUGCUGAAAGCGAGAGUACCGUGAAGCGUUUUGAAGAUUCGUUUGCCAGGACUGAAAGUUGAUGCAUUUUUCCUCUGUAGUGUAUAUAACGUUAGUGAGGCAACUAGCAAGCCAUCCUUCUCCAUUCGUAGCUCUCCGCAUGUCUGGACUACCUUUUCUCAAUUCGGAUGCACUGCGUUUCUGUUGGAGCGAAUAUCCAGACGGUCGUCCUCCACUUGGGUGGUAUCAGGAGUGUUCGCUAACUUUGUCGGAAAUAAUUUGGUUUUAGCAGCAGUGUAGCUUUGCUAUUGUACACGAGUUGUGCUGGACAUUUAGCUAGCUAGGUUUGUAUCUGCGAGCUCGUCCAUUCAUCAGUAAUAUUUGCAAUGUCAGCCACAUCCUCCACGCCUCCCAUUCAGGAAGAGAAACAGGCGCCAGAAAAUGAGGGACUAACCGUGGAUACAGGUUUGGAGCCCGCCGGCCCGACACCCAGCUCGAGUCGGUUCCAGGUGGACCUAGUGGCUGAAGCAGCCAGCGCCGCUGAUAAAACGCCCAGCACGGAUUCCACGCUUGCAUCUGGCGACAAAGCCACCCCCGAAGGUACGGAGCCAGCGGCGGGUGGUGAGGCAAAAGGCCGGUUCCGAGUGGUGAACUUUAUGGAUCCCAGUGGAGCGAGCCCACCAGAAGUAGUGCCCGCUGAAGGCUUCCAGAAUGGAGACACCGUAAUGAGCGAGGGCAGCCUGCAUUCUUCGACAGGAGGCCAGCAUCACUACCACUACGACACCCAUACAAACACCUAUUACCUGAGGACUUUUGGCCACAACACCAUCGAUGCUGUGCCUAACAUAGAUUUCUACCGGCAAAGUGCUGCUCCGCUGGGGGACAAGCUGAUAAGACCCACCCUUUCGGAGCUGCACGACGAACUUGACAAGUACUGCCUGUUCACCAGCCCCAAGCACUACCUCUGCAGCCAGCCUAUCUUCCACACUGAGUUGCAGUGCAGAAUUACAAACGAUCUCAAUGCAGGACCUGGGAAGCUCUAUCUUGGGCCCACCUCCAAGACUUACUCCACUGGCUUGCUCCUCAGCGACGCCAAAGAGCAGUAGCAGGGAUUUGAGGAGAAGGGAGACUUACUCCACUGGCUUGCUCCUCAGCGAUGCUACAGAGCAGCAGUGGUAGUAGCAGGGGUGUGAGAAGGGACAAAGGAGCUGCAGACUCGGUCCUAGACACAUCACUAUUAAAGGCAUUGCAAAUGUUUGAAGACAUCUCAAGAUCUGGAGAACAUUAUGCGCCAAGCCCACCAGCUUGUCCCAGAGGGUGGGCAGCUACAGCUGAUUUCAUGGAUGAACUCUUGACCAAUC